Aspergillus steynii IBT 23096 is the source of this 2006-nucleotide messenger RNA. RefSeq names its product mRNA (guanine-N7)-methyltransferase (gene abd1). Lineage: Eukaryota; Fungi; Ascomycota; Eurotiomycetes; Eurotiales; Aspergillaceae. The transcript has 3 exons. Gene Ontology annotation, cellular component: nucleus. Gene Ontology annotation, molecular function: mRNA 5'-cap (guanine-N7-)-methyltransferase activity. The coding region runs from base 287 to 1867 and encodes 526 amino acids. The record is from RefSeq and is a predicted model, not a curated record. Gene Ontology annotation, biological process: 7-methylguanosine mRNA capping.
UUUCUUCUGCCUUCCCAGCCCCCGACAGGCGACUUCAGGAAUUUUGUUUUCCUAUCGCUCACACUCACUUCUUUUGCCAUUGGAUUAGGUGGAAUUCCCCUACUAACGAGUGCUUCAGUUGCAGCCUCCUGGUGAUUCGCACUCCGCUACGCAACCUGUGACGCAAGAACAAUCUUCAUCCACCGUCUCUCGGACGCAUCCACCUGCGCAACACACCGAAGAAACCGAACCCUCCGUGAAGAAGGAGACACCCAGAGACGAGAAACCUUCCAUUCCCAAACGCAAAAUGACGGAUCGCGCCUCCGUUUCGCCCGAGCGAUCGGCCGCCUCGCCUCGCCCCGAGCACGACUCUCCCGCAGACAAGAAGCGAAAGAUGACCGAAGACGAGCCCAAGCCCGCCGGCGCCCCCGAUCGCCCGAUCUCCAAACGCAAGCGCAUGGAAGAGCGACACCAGAAACUGCGCAAACGCGGCAGAACUCCCCCAUCGGCGUACUCUCGCCGGGACGCGGCAGAGGCUGUGUCGGCACCGGCUCGCCAUGACCGAUCCAUCUCACCUCUGGCGCCUCGUCGAUCCCCGACGCCUGAGGAGCCACCGCGCCAGCGCAAGCGGCCCGGCGGCGGCGCCCGCAUGGGACUGGUGGAUCGGGAAACGCUCCGUCGGAGACAGGAAGAACGAGAACGGGCGCAAGAGGACGACGCCAUCCGGAAUUCUCAGACCCGGGGCGUCACCGACAUCGUGCGGCAGCAUUACAACGCUGUGCCGCAGCGGGGUCGGGAAUGGCGAAAGACCGAGAGUAAGAUCAAAGGUCUGCGCACGUUCAACAACUGGAUCAAGAGCACCCUCAUCCAGAAGUUCUCCCCGGACGAGGAGUUCGUGUCCCGCUCGAUCGGCACCAAGGACUGGGCCGAAGACACGGCGCCUCCGCCCGUGGAGGAACGCCGCCUGCUCGUCCUGGACCUGGGCUGCGGCAAGGGCGGCGAUCUGGGCAAGUGGCAGCUCGCGCCGCAGACGGUCGAUCUCUACGUCGGGCUGGAUCCCGCCGAGAUCUCCACGGUGCAGGCGCGCGAGCGGUACAACCAGAUGCGAUCGGGUCGCGGCUCGCGCGGCCGCCGCGGUCCGCUCUUCCACGGCGAGUUCGUCCCCAAGGACUGCUUCGGCGAGUGGCUAGGCGACGUCCCCAUCAUCCAACAGGUCGGGAUCGACCCGAACGCCGGGCCCGGCGGAUCGGCGAUGGCCGCGCGCUGGAGCGGCGGCGGUGGGUUUGACGUGGUGGCGUCCAUGUUCGCCAUCCACUACGCCUUUGAAAGCGAGGAGAAAGCGCGACAGAUGCUGCGGAACGUGGCCGGGUCUCUGCGCAAGGGCGGUCGGUUCCUCGGCGUGUGCCCGAACUCCGACAUCAUCAGCGCCCAGGUGGCCGAGUUCAACGCGAAGAAGAAAGCGCGCGAGGGCGCCGCCAAGAAGGAGCAGGCCGAGCCGGAAGACGGCGAGGUCGAAGAGGAAGCCAAGGUGGAGUGGGGGAAUUCUAUCUACCGCGUGCGAUUCCCCGGCGAGACCCCUGAGGAUGGAGUGUUCCGGCCGCCGUUUGGAUGGCGAUACAGCUAUUUCAUGCAGGAAGCGGUGGAGGAGAUUCCGGAGUAUGUGGUGCCUUGGGAGGCAUUCCGAGCACUGACGGAGGACUACAACCUCGAACUUCAAUAUCGCAAGCCCUUCAUGGAGGUCUGGCGCGACGAGAAGGACGAUGCGGAACUGGGCCCUCUGAGUGAACGCAUGGGAGUGCGAGACCGCAACACCGGGGCUCUUCUGAUGACGGAGGAGGAGAAGGAAGCAGCCAGUUUCUAUCAUGCAUUCUGCUUCUACAAGGUGUGAUAAGGUUGGAUAUUCUUGCUCCAACUUGUUCUUUUCAUCACUAUCAUUCGUGCUAUUCUUCUGAUUCAUUGAUGUAUUAUUGCAUUCGCUUCUCGGGCUUCAUGUAAACUACCUGAUUUAGGGAUCCACUAUCCUUCUC